GCUGUGUGAUGCCACGGCACUCUACCAAGGGCCAUAAAGUGAGACUCUGUCUCUACAAAAAAAAAAAGAUGUACCACCUGUCUUUGUAUAGGAUGCCCACAUGGAACCCAUGAGCCACAAUAGAAAUUUUCUGUGUACAGGCACUUCUCAUUCUUAGAGACCCCUAACUUAAGAAGGAAGAUUUUAAUUGUAUUGGUUUGAUUGGUAACAGCUUGGGAUGUAAAUAACUGCUGUCUUUUGAACCUGAUGAAUAAGAACAAAAAGUUGUUUGUAUAUGGCAGUAAACUCACUGUGUCUUUAUGUAAGCUUAGAUAGCAGUAAAUAGGGAGACAGAGUACAAAGAAUAUUUGCCUGAGGGUUUAAUAUAGCUCAUAAAAAGAAGCAGUCCAGGGCUGGGUACAGUGGCUUCCGCCUAUAAUCCUAGCACUUGAGAAGCCCUGGUGAGUGGAUUGCCUGAGCUCAUAGGUUCGAGACCAGCCUGAGCCAGAGUGAGACCUCAUCUCUGAAACUAGCCCAUCAUUGUGGCAGGUGCCUGUAGUCCCAGCUACUUGGGAGGCUGAGGCAAGAGAAUUGCUCGAGCCCAGGAGUUUGAGUUUGCUGUGAGCUGUGACACCAUGGCACUUUACCGAGGGCGACAAUGUGAGACUCUGUCUCAAAAGAAAAAAAAAGAAGAAAAAGAAGCCGUCUGCUUUCAUGUUCUCAAAAGGAUUUUUGCUAUUUACAAAUGCAUAUGUCCUGUCUCUAAACAGAAAUGGGUGGAUCUUUUCUCCUAUUAGUGAAAAGUAAUAGAAAGUAGGUGAAGCUGAAUAUCGUGUGUUUUUGAUAUGGGUAAGAGUGUUGAAAUCCAUCUCUGAACUUCUCUUGUCCCACCCCUAGCACAUAAACAAUUCCUUGGGUAUAUGGUUAAGUAGGCCACUCUGGUAGAAGAUUGUUUGGCUUUAUGAUGGCCAGCAUAGACUCCUGGCAAUGCAUUCAUGUUUUAAGGUGCCAAAGCUUUAAGUCAUCAGAGCAGGAAAAAAUUUUCCAUCUACCCUCCAUUAGGUUCCUCCUUUGAAUUACAGGGAUUACAACAUGGCCAGCUGCAUUGCCAUUCAAUGUGUAACACUUACAAGACCACCUCUGCAUAAGGCUAGCCUCCCAAGAGACAUAGGUCAGGAGUAGGACUGUCCCUUUGCCAGUUUCCUGAAAGAGGAGGACAUUGUAUCCAGGCAAGUCCUAGACCAAAUUUCAGAAAGGCACUUUGGUAUUGCAGAUUUGUCACCAUGCCCAGAACACAUGCACAGGUCAUAAGCUGACAGCUUUUCCCAUGCUUUAAGAGCAGUUAAGAAGAAUGAGAAGGUGACUCCUUUUUCUGCCUACCAUUUCCAGAUAUCAAAAUCCUCAACCUUUAAGCCUAAGAUCUCUAAAUCGAGGUUUUAGCAAAUGAGAACCAAGAUGAGAUUUUAGCACAUUUGUGUGGGAGGCAAAAGCUGAGGGGUACAAAUAGACAUUAAUGAAAGCAAGAAAGAACUUGACUACUACGUAGAUCUGUGGAAUUUACAAUAAGCAAACUCCAAGUCCACCUUGCAGAUUGGUGGCAUUUUCUAAGUAAUAAAAAAUUUGUCUCACUCAUUCACAGAGUAAGUCCCUUUGGCUCUGCUUCCUACUUUCCCUUUUGCUAUGGUUCUACAUCAAUGCUCACUAAACUACUUGAAACCCAGAGCCUGACCCAUUUCCUCUUCUCACCUUUGGGUAUUACCUAAUGGUAUCACAGAUAGACAUACAAACAUAAACACUGGUUAGGGAACAGAAAUGAUAUCUGGGUUAUUCUAAAUAGAUGGUACCUUUGUUUUUUUGUUUGUUUGUUUGUUUUGCAGUUUUGACCGGGGCUGGGCUUGAACCCACUACCCCCGGUAUAUGGGGUCAGCACCCUACUCCUUGAGCCACAGGCACUGCCCAGAUGGUACCUUUGUUAACACAAACACAAGUAACCCUCCACUGAGUGAAGAGAUGUUGCCUCCUGGGGAGUGGAUGUGUCACCGGUGCACUGUUCGCCGAAAGAAACGAGAGCAGAAAAAGGAGCUGGGUCAUGUCAAUGGACUGGUGGAUAAAUCUGGCAAACGGACUACAUCUCCCAGCAGUGACACUGACUUGCUGGACAGAUCAGCUAGCAAAACUGAACUCAAGGCUAUUGCCCAUGCCCGGAUCCUGGAAAGGAGAGCCAGCCGGCCUGGCACACCCACAUCCAAUGCCAGCACAGAGACCCCCACCUCUGAGCAGAAUGACGUUGAUGAGGACAUCAUUGACGUGGACGAGGAGCCAGUAGCAGCAGAGCCCGACUAUGUGCAGCCCCAGCUGAGGCGGCCCUUUGAGCUGCUGAUUGCUGCCGCCAUGGAGCGGAACCCUACCCAAUUUCAGUUGCCCAAUGAACUGACUUGUACCACUGCACUACCAGGUUCUAGCAAGAGGAGAAGAAAAGAAGAAACCACAGGGAAAAACGUAAAGAAGACUCAGCAUGAGUUAGAUCACAAUGGUCUCGUUCCCUUACCGGUCAAAGUCUGUUUCACGUGUAACAGGAGUUGCCGCGUGGCUCCUCUCAUCCAGUGUGACUAUUGCCCCCUCCUGUUUCACAUGGACUGCCUUGAGCCGCCACUCACUGCCAUGCCCCUGGGCAGAUGGAUGUGUCCGAAUCACAUCGAACAUGUGGUGCUGAACCAGAAGAAUAUGACGCUGAGCAAUCGGUGCCAGGUGUUUGAUCGUUUCCAGGACACCAUUUCGCAGCACGUUGUCAAAGUGGACUUCCUGAACCGAAUCCACAAGAAGCACCCUCCUAACCGCCGUGUGCUCCAGUCGGUCAAAAGAAGAAGCUUGAAGGUUCCUGAUGCUAUAAAAUCUCAGUACCAGUUUCCACCCCCACUCAUUGCACCUGCAGCCAUCCGGGAUGGGGAGCUGAUCUGCAAUGGGAUCCCUGAGGAAUCACAGACGCACCUUUUGAACUCUGAGCACUUAGCCACCCAGGCAGAGCAACAAGAGUGGCUCUGUAGUGUUGUUGCGCUCCAGUGCAGCAUAUUGAAACAUUUAUCUGCUAAGCAGAUGCCUUCGCGUUGGGACUCUGAGCAGGCAGAGAAGGCUGAUAUUAAGCCUGUUAUUGUGACUGACAGCUCAAUCACCACCUCCCUGCAAACAGCUGACAAGGCACCUAUACCUUCCCACUACCCCUUGUCCUGCCCCUCAGGAAUUAGCACCCAGAAUUCCCUGAGCUGUUCUCCACCCCACCAGCCCCCAGCCCUAGAGGACAUCGGCUGCAGUUCUUGUGUGGAAAAAUCCAAGAAAGCCCCUUGUGGGACUGCCAACGGGCCAGUGAACACAGAGGUGAAAGCCAAUGGCCCACACCUGUACAACAGCCCCACUGAUUCCACGGACCCCCGGCGACUUCCAGGCGCCAACAACUCCCUACCAGGCCUCUCACACCGGCAAGGCUGGCUCCGGCCCCUCACACCACCAGCAGCAGGGGGCCUUCAGAACCACACCGUCGGCAUCAUUGUGAAGACAGAAAAUCCCACUGGCCCCAGCUCUUGCCCCCAGAGGAGUUUGGUUCCUGUCCCAAGCCUGCCCCCUUCCAUUCCUAGCUCUUGUGCCAGCAUCGAGAACACCAGCACUUUGCAAAGAAAGACUGUCCAAUCACAGAUAGGACCUCCAUUGACAGAUUCAAGGCCACUGGGCUCACCCCCAAAUGCCACCCGGGUGCUCACUCCCCCCCAUGCAGCAGGAGACAGUAUCUUGGCCACAGGAGCCAAUCAACGAUUCUGCUCACCAGCGUCAUCAUCAGAUGGCAAGGUCAGCCCCGGCACGUUAUCCAUAGGAAGCGCUUUAACCGUACCCUCUUUCCCAGCCAACUCUACUGCCAUGGUGGACCUCACCAACUCACUUCGAGCAUUUAUGGAUGUCAAUGGAGAAAUCGAGAUUAAUAUGCUGGACGAGAAGCUGAUCAAGUUUCUGGCCUUGCAGAGAAUACAUCAGCUUUUCCCCUCCCGGGUCCAAGGUUCACCUGGCAGUGUCGGGACACAUCCGCUGGCGUCUGGAGGGCACCACACAGAAGUGCAAAGAAAGGAGGUACAAGCCCGAGCUGUGUUCUACCCCCUCUUAGGGUUGGGAGGAUCUGUGAACAUGUGCUAUCGAACCCUCUACAUUGGGACAGGAGCUGACAUGGAUGUGUGCCUUACAAACUAUGGUCACUGUAACUACGUGUCCGGGAAACACGCCUGCAUAUUCUACGAUGAGAAUACCAAACAUUAUGAGCUGUUAAACUACAGUGAGCACGGGACAACGGUGGACAAUGUGCUGUAUUCAUGUGACUUCUCUGAGAAGACCCCGCCAACCCCUCCAAGCAGUAUUGUUGCCAAAGUGCAGAGUGUCAUCAGGCGCCGCCGGCACCAGAAACAGGAUGAAGAGCCAAGUGAAGAGGCAGCCAUGAUGAGUUCCCAGGCCCAGGGGCCACAGCGGAGACCCUGCAACUGCAAAGCCAGCAGCUCGAGCUUGAUUGGGGGCAGUGGGGCCGGCUGGGAGGGCACGGCCUUACUGCACCAUGGCAGCUACAUCAAGCUGGGCUGCCUGCAGUUUGUCUUCAGCAUCACUGAGUUUGCGACCAAACAGCCCAAAGGCGAUGCCAGCCUGCUGCAGGAUGGGGUCUUGGCUGAAAAGCUCUCUCUCAAGCCCCACCAGGGCCCUGUGCUGCGCUCCAACUCUGUUCCCUAGGGCUGGGGGCUACCCUGCCACUGGCCUAUAUACCCACCCAAGACUCCUGCAAUGCAAAAAUGUACACAAACCAAGCCUGGGUGUUUUCUAUACCAGAAACCCUUCAACUACAAUCUUUGCAUGAAAUGAAGAAAACCUUUUGACUUUUUUAAAAAUCCUUUUUCUUUUCUCAAGUUCUAGGGGGCAUUUGCACAUAUAUUUGUACUCGACAUUUCAUGGGAAAGCGGCAGACCCGAGCUGAGGAACAGCGUGGGCAGGGAGGGGAAGACCGAGGUCUGGACUCUUCCUCCAACACAAACCCUUCCCCACCCACCUUCUGCUCCCUCCCCCUCGCCCGCCGUUGUAAAAUAAUCAGAAACUUGUUCUAUUUUGUGGCAGUGACAAUAGUUUUAUAUUAAAAGAAAAAAUACAGUUUUCAUACAGCAAAAUCUAUACAAUAUCAUUGUUUUAUUUAAUAUAAAGAUCGCUACCCACCCUCCUUCCAUGGCUCCCACCCUCCAAGUUAUUUUCCCUUUCUGCAGCGGUUGCACUACAGGUAGCUACUGUGUAUUAUGGACAAAUGAGAAAUGAAUUCUUUUUCUGGCUGUCCAUCUAUUUUAUUUCAAAUAAGGAAAAGUGUACUUGGAUUUUGUGUAAAUACAUCUAGUGAUGACAUUUUUUCAAUGUUUUUAAAGACCGUGUACAGUACUACAUGUGGUAGAGCGUUUUCUCAAAUUGUCUAUUGUAGCAAAAAUGUUUUUGUCGUAAACCUGUUUUCGUCUCCUUUUUUUGUUCUCUUGCCACUUCUCUUUCUCCUGCCCCUGGUUCCCUCCUCUCUUCCCACCCCCACAACUAGUACCAAUGUACAUAGUAAUUGUAAUGUUUUAGACUUUACAGAAGCUUUCCUGUAUUCUGUAUAUAAAAAAAAAACAAAAAUACUUCAAA
Messenger RNA from Nycticebus coucang (slow loris), 5658 nucleotides. RefSeq names its product PHD finger protein 12 (gene PHF12). The transcript is spliced from 14 exons. NCBI's taxonomy places the organism in Eukaryota, Metazoa, Chordata, Mammalia, Primates, Lorisidae. The record is from RefSeq and is a predicted model, not a curated record. Gene Ontology annotation, biological process: negative regulation of transcription by RNA polymerase II. Bases 1897 to 4734 code for a protein of 945 amino acids. Gene Ontology annotation, molecular function: protein binding; transcription corepressor activity. Gene Ontology annotation, cellular component: Sin3-type complex; nucleus.